Molecule: messenger RNA, 1710 nt
Organism: Ceratotherium simum simum (southern white rhinoceros)
Lineage: Eukaryota; Metazoa; Chordata; Mammalia; Perissodactyla; Rhinocerotidae
Gene: MIEF2
Product: mitochondrial elongation factor 2
Biological process (GO): positive regulation of mitochondrial fission; mitochondrion organization
Cellular component (GO): mitochondrial outer membrane
Source: RefSeq, a predicted model, not a curated record
CGAGCGCUCCGAUUGGAGCUAGGGCCUGCUCGUCUGCGUGCCUCGGCGUCAGCGCCCGCCCCCGGGGCCUCGGAGUUCGGUUCCCGGGUCCUCCACGUUCCAUUCCCAGGCAGGUCCGGGGUCCCGGGUCCGAGCAGGCCCGCUGCGUCCGCCGGUCGGUGCGCUGAAGCCGCGACGCAGGCAGACACCAUGGCAGAGUUUUCCCAGAAACGGGGGAAGCGGCGUGACGGCGAGGUGCUGGGCAGCGCUGUGGACUUCCUCUUGGCCAACGCCCGCCUGGUGCUGGGUGUGGGCGGGGCUGCCAUGCUGGGCAUUGCCACCCUGGCUGUGAAGCGGCUCAUCGACAGGGCCACCAGCCCACGGGACGAGGAUGAUGCCAAGGGGGACACCACAUGCCUGGAGGACAGCUGGAAGGAACUGAGCCUGCUGAAGGCCACACCAUGUCUGCAGCCCCGGCCCCCACCUGCUGCCCUCAGCCAGCCCGUGUCGCCCCUGCCUCCCUCCCCCUCUGCCCCAGAGCGGCCUGCAGAUGCCGGUCCUCAGAUGCCGCCUCCACUUAGCUCCCCAGCACCGUUGUGCCUGACGUUCCAGGAGAAGCUGCUGGCAUUUGAGCGGGACCACGUGACUAUCCCAGCGGCCCAUGUGGCUCUGGCCAAACAGCUGGCCGGUGACAUUGCCCUUGAGCUGCAGGCCUACUUGCGGAGCAAGUUCCCAGAACUGCCCUUCGGGGCGCUUGUGCCCGGCGGGCCACUCUAUGACGGGCUGCAGGCAGGGGCUGCCGACCACGUGCGUCUCCUGGUCCCCCUGGUGCUGGAGCCGGGCCUGUGGAGCCUGGUGCCUGGCGUGGACACUGUGGCCAGGGACCCUCGCUGCUGGGCUGUGCGGAGGACUCAGCUUGAGUUCCACUCCCGUGGGAACAGCCCCUGGGACCGCUUCCUGGUGGGCAGCUACCUCUCUUCCCGUGCCCUGCUGGAGCUGCUCCGCAAGGCACUGGCCAUUUCUGUCAACUGGCCAGCUAUUGGCAGUCUUCUUGGGUGCCUGAUCCGGCCCAGCGUGGCCUCAGAGGAGUUGCUGCUUCAGGUGCAGCACGAGCACCUGGAACUCACGGUCGCGGUGCUCCUGGUGGUCACUGGUGCCGCCACCGAAGAGCGCCUUCUUUUGGCCUGGCCCCUGGAGGGGCUGGCUGGGAACCUCUGGCUGCAGGACUUGUACCCCGCAGAGGCCGCCAGAUUGCGGGCCCUGGAUGACCAUGAUGCUGGGACCCGCCGGCGACUGCUGCUGCUGCUGUGUGGUGUCUGCCGCAGCCACUCGGCCCUGGGACGGCUGGGACGGGGCCACCUGACCCAGGUGGUUCUGUGCCUUGGGGAGGAGAAAGUGGACUGGGCCGAGGAGGCCUUGGGGGAGCGCUUCCUGCAGGCCCUGGAGUUGCUUAUCGGCAGCCUGGAGCGGGCCAGCCUGCCCUGCCACUUCAACCCCAGCGUGAACCUCUUCAGCAGCCUGAGCGAGGAGGAGAUUGAUGACAUUGGCUACACGCUGUACAGCGGUCUGCAGGCCCCUGAGUGGCUGCUCUAGAUGGGUGGGGAUAGGGCCGCUGGCAUGUGUUCUGAUGCUGAUGAGCUGUGAACUGUGAACGCCUCCCUUCCAGGAAUUUGGAGAGCACUUUUUCUCUUGCUUUAGCCAGAAUAAAGGAGAGUGUGUUACCUAAGCUCA